AUGUCUGCUUCGAACGAUAAGCAAGAAGGUGGAGAUUUACGCAUAAGGACUACUCAAGGAGAAACAUACAUAGCUGCAACACAGAGGCCAGAUGGGACUUGGAGGAAAGCACGCCGCGUAAAGGAUGGUUACAUUCCUCAAGAAGAGCAGCCGAAAUACCAAAAUCCCACGCAAGCAGCUGUUGCAAGUCGAGGUCGAGUCGUUGUCGGAAUGACGCCACGUGAAAUGAAACAGGUUACAGCAGGACCACGACAACCUAUAGCAGCUGUAUUCAAACCAAAUGCGGCUAUUACACCACAAGAACAAAUACAGAAGAAAAUUGACAAGGUCAAGUUAAAAUUGACGGAAAUAGCCAAACUCGAAGAGCGGAUAAAAAGUGGUGAAAUCAUUCCACUUCCCAAUCAGGUGGCAAAAGUUAAUCGAAAAUCAGAAUACGAAAGCGAGAUCGAGAAGCUCACUGAAGAAAUGGAAAGAUUAUAG
Strongylus vulgaris is the source of this 480-nucleotide messenger RNA. The record is from the annotation of a GenBank genome assembly. Lineage: Eukaryota; Metazoa; Nematoda; Chromadorea; Rhabditida; Strongylidae.